Messenger RNA from Aspergillus novofumigatus IBT 16806, 1359 nucleotides. RefSeq names its product putative cellobiohydrolase (gene cbhC). Bases 1 to 1359 code for a protein of 452 amino acids. Gene Ontology annotation, molecular function: cellulose binding; hydrolase activity, hydrolyzing O-glycosyl compounds. Lineage: Eukaryota; Fungi; Ascomycota; Eurotiomycetes; Eurotiales; Aspergillaceae. Gene Ontology annotation, cellular component: extracellular region. The transcript is spliced from 8 exons. The record is from RefSeq and is a predicted model, not a curated record. Gene Ontology annotation, biological process: cellulose catabolic process.
AUGAAGCACCUUGCAUCUUCCAUCGCAUUGACUCUACUGUUGCCUGCUGUGCAGGCCCAGCAGACUGUAUGGGGGCAAUGUGGCGGCCAAGGCUGGUCUGGCCCGACAAACUGUGUUGCUGGUGCGGCCUGUAGCACACUGAAUCCCUACUACGCUCAGUGUAUCCCGGGAGCCACCGCGACGACCACCACCCUCUCGACAACGACAACGACGACGACCCAGACGACCACCAAACCUACGACGACUGGUCCAACUACAUCCGCACCCACCGUGACCGCAUCCGGUAACCCUUUCAGCGGCUACCAGCUCUAUGCCAACCCCUACUACUCCUCCGAGGUCCAUACUCUGGCCAUGCCUUCUCUGUCCAGCUCGCUCCAGCCCAAGGCUAGUGCCGUCGCUCAAGUGCCCUCAUUUGUCUGGCUCGACGUUGCCGCCAAGGUGCCCACAAUGGGGACUUACCUAGCCGACAUUCAGGCCAAGAACAAGGCCGGCGCCAGCCCUCCUAUCGCUGGUAUCUUCGUGGUCUACGACUUGCCGGACCGUGACUGCGCCGCUCUGGCCAGUAAUGGCGAGUACUCGAUUGCCAACAACGGUGUGGCCAACUACAAGGCAUACAUUGACGCUAUUCGUGCUCAGCUGGUGAAGUACUCUGACGUCCACACCAUCCUCGUCAUCGAACCCGACAGCUUGGCCAACCUGGUGACCAACCUCAACGUCGCCAAAUGCGCCAAUGCGCAGAGCGCCUACCUGGAGUGUGUCAACUAUGCUCUAAAGCAGCUCAACCUGCCCAACGUCGCCAUGUACAUCGACGCAGGCCACGCUGGAUGGCUCGGAUGGCCCGCCAACUUGGGCCCUGCCGCAACUCUCUUCGCCAAAGUCUACACCGACGCCGGUUCCCCCGCCGCUGUUCGUGGUCUGGCCACCAACGUAGCCAACUAUAACGCCUGGUCGCUCAGUACCUGCCCGUCCUACACGCAGGGAGACCCCAACUGCGACGAGAAGAAGUACAUCAACGCCAUGGCGCCUCUGCUCAAGAGUGCCGGCUUCGACGCGCAUUUCAUCAUGGAUACCUCCCGCAACGGCGUCCAGCCCACCAAGCAAAGCGCCUGGGGUGACUGGUGCAACGUCAUCGGCACCGGCUUCGGUGUGCGCCCCUCGACCAACACCGGCGAUGCGCUCCAGGAUGCCUUUGUGUGGAUCAAGCCCGGUGGAGAGAGUGAUGGCACGUCCAACUCCUCUUCGGCCCGGUAUGAUGCGCACUGCGGAUACAGCGAUGCUCUGCAGCCUGCUCCUGAGGCUGGUACUUGGUUCCAGGCCUACUUUGAGCAGCUCCUGACCAACGCUAACCCGUCUUUUUAA